Cylindrotheca closterium is the source of this 1536-nucleotide messenger RNA. NCBI's taxonomy places the organism in Eukaryota, Bacillariophyta, Bacillariophyceae, Bacillariales, Bacillariaceae. The record is from the annotation of a GenBank genome assembly.
AUGCUUCGAUCCACUCGAUGCAUAUCACAACUCGAGCAACGGAUGAGACGGUUGCCAAUCCAUCCCAAGUCGUUCCAAUGCCAUUUCUCAUCAGUAGAUGCUGCUAAGAAAGAGGAUGAUAGCGGCGAAGAUAAGAAGGAGUUCAAAAAGCAACCUUUCGUUACGGCCAAAUUGGAACCAGGAGAAUGGGAUCUGCAGCGAACCAACCCUUACUUUCGACCCAAACCACCUCGUAGCCGCAUGAUUUCCGCUGAAGAUUUUGCCAAUCGACCCCCGGUUGGCUUUGAGAAUGAAUUCGGCUCGUACGAAGAUUCUAUGGUCUCCCUUAGUUGGUUGGACCAAAAGACGUCCCGCAAAAUCUAUCAGAUAUACGUCGACAUGAUGGUCUUGUCUCAACAACAACACAAAACUACGUCUCAUGAAUAUGUUUGCCGAGUGAUUGCUCAAAAGUUCAAUAUAACCCCGACGAGAGCGGCAGCUGUCAUCCAAUUGCAGCACGCCGAAGAGCAAAUGCGCCAACACAAUCCAGACAUGCUGUGCGAUGACCAAGCCAAGUAUGCCGAAGAAGCGAUUCAACAAAACAUUCGGGAUGCCUAUAAAGCACAGCGGGCCCAAAUUCCCAAGCAACCCUUCGUGGAAGACCCUGUCGGAGCACAUGGCCGGGGUGAGCCAGACGAAACAUCCGUGUCUUGGACUAGUACGGAUGAUAUCUAUGAUUUGGAAGACAAGAUCACCCAAGCGAAUGUUCGAGAUGCCGAACAAGCCAGACUUAUCAUUGAUGGGCAUUUGUACAAGGAAGAUGUCGAUGACGUGCAAGUGCAAGUCAAGACGGAUAGUACUACCAAGCGUCUUUUGAAGGAUAAGAAAAAGAUUGCAGACGAAUUGGAAGAGGCAAGUGGGUCGAUUCCGUAUCCCGAAACCAACGCCAAGGGUGAGAAGAGAGACCGAUGGAAGUUUGUGGCCAAGGUUGUCAACACUCGAGCCAUGAGAAAGAAGGGCCGUCGCGUAACAAAAUACACCAACAACAAUGUGGAGAAUACCUUGGUGGAACACGAUGGUGAGCUUCGUGUAGCAACUGUUGCGGAAGCCAAGCAAGUGGCGUGGAAGCCUACCCGAACCAAGGGGAAUGAAUACAUCUUUGAAGGAGCCAAAAAGGCGUGGCUUGAAAAGACACUUGAAGGAAAGACUGGUGUUUGGGGGAGAGCACCUCCCACCAUGGCAUCGCAAUCCACAAAAAAGGCUGCAGAGGAGAAAAAGGAAGAGGAGAAAGUAGUAGAGGCAGCGUCCAAGGAAGAGGCUUCAAUUGACAGCAAGGAGGAGAAAAAGGAAGACGAGAAAGUAGAAGCAUCGGAUAAAGAUUCUUCAGACUCAAGUGAUAGUGGCUCAGACUCUGCUAGUAGUAGUGACAGCAGUGACAGUAGCGAUAGCGACAGCAGUGACAGCGAUUCCGACUUGGAAGAGUCAAAGGAAAAGGAAGAAGCUAGCCCUGACGAUGCAGUUGAAGAACCGGGAAAGGAAAAGAAGGAAGAAAAGUAA